AUGAACGUGGAGUGUUCACUCAACUUCAAUUCUAAACAGUCGACGGCAAUUUCACUUUCAUUGGCAGUCCGUCACCCACGACAUUGGCGAUCUGCGCGUCUGGGAAAGCGAUUCACCCUACGCAUUGGAUGGGAUCCGCGAUCUGGGAUACCCAGACUUUUCGCAACGGUAGCCAAUAGACGGGGCGACAGACCAACGAGCAUGCCAAAAAUUGCAUUUUCUACAACAAAUCAAGGCCCCGGCAACACAACAUCGCCAACAUCAUCAGCAGGAGCAGCGAUCGUGGCCACGAGCUCUGGAGCUGGAGCUGGAGCUGGAUUUCAGCCACUGGAGCGAUCAUCGAGCUGCUCCGCCGUUAUUGUUAUUGCCAUGGCCAAAAGCCUGGCAUCGGCUGGCUGGAGCUCCUGGCUCCAAAUUUGGUGCGAAACUGCGUUGUCGCGGGCGCUAUUUUCCCCUUCGUGGAUCGGGCACAGUGGGGCAAGGGUCUCGGGAUUUUCCUGGAUACUGAUUUCAUUUAAAGAAAAAAUUUAA
This is a messenger RNA of Drosophila suzukii, 531 nucleotides long. NCBI's taxonomy places the organism in Eukaryota, Metazoa, Arthropoda, Insecta, Diptera, Drosophilidae. The record is from RefSeq and is a predicted model, not a curated record.